Messenger RNA from Anopheles arabiensis, 14054 nucleotides. It is a transcript of the gene kl-3, whose product is annotated as dynein heavy chain 8, axonemal. The transcript is spliced from 7 exons. The record is from RefSeq and is a predicted model, not a curated record. The coding region runs from base 93 to 13922 and encodes 4609 amino acids. NCBI's taxonomy places the organism in Eukaryota, Metazoa, Arthropoda, Insecta, Diptera, Culicidae. Gene Ontology annotation, cellular component: dynein complex. Gene Ontology annotation, biological process: microtubule-based movement. Gene Ontology annotation, molecular function: ATP binding; dynein light intermediate chain binding; minus-end-directed microtubule motor activity.
UUUCCAUCAUUCCUGUGCUAUUUCUAUUCUCUGCACCUACACUGAGAACUGUCGAAAGAGAAGUACACAUCCAGCAGCAGCAGCAGGCCAUCAUGUCGGACCCGGAUCCGGAUCGUCACCUGAAAAAAGUGCUCGAUGUCAUUGGCGUCAGCACGAAAAUCGGCAAUGUGGUACAGCUGGUCAAGCGACGUCGUGGCAGCCCGCCGAAAAUUACGGAAGAGCAGGAGAUUCAACAGCGGCUCGAGAAAUCGAAAGAUGCCCGCUCGGAGCGGCUCAACAUCUUGGCCACCAAGCACCGGCACGUGCUAGAGGUGGGUGCGUACAUCUUGGGCGAAGAUCAGGACUACGUUGCUGAGUGCGUGGCGGACCGGAUGUUCGAUGUGCAGCUGCUGGAUAGCUUCUUUGAGGCAGAGGGCACGAAGGCGCUGCUCCUGUUUUACGACAUGUGCCCUCCGCCCGGCAUGGAUACGGGCCGGUACAAUGCGAAGGUAAAGCAGGCAAGCAAUCAAGUUUGGAUCACCGAUGGACGCAGUGGCAAAGUGACCCCGGUUUGUGUGGGAGUGUGUCGGCACAGUAAUGCCAAGCCGAUCGAAACCAAAGGACUGAGCGAUGAAAUCCUGUUCACAAACAUCACAAUACCCUCGGGAAGCUCGAUCGUGUACAGUUUGGUCUCCAUUUUGGAGCGCGUGCUGAAGCCGGCCAUCGACUACAUCCGCGACUAUGGCCAUUGCAAUGACAUGCAGAAGAGUAACUUCAAGUACGGCGUGAACCGGUUCAUCAAUUUCCUCAAAAGUACCGAAAAAGACAUUUCCCAGCGUAUCGUGUUUGAGGUGGAUCGUGAUUUGUACAUGGGCUUUCUACUGACCGCCAUCCAGGUGCAGGAAACGGCACACAAUCGAGAAAAGAUGGGUCGCGUUGAGCACAUUUUCGCCCGCUGGAUGGAACAGGUACAGUAUGCACUCACACAGGGCGACCAGAUCGAGCAGGCUCCCCAUUACGCCGGACCGCUGGUAGAGUUGGAAUAUUGGCGCACGGUACUAACGCGCUACACGUCAAUCAGCGAGUUUACGGAGGGUAAAGUGUUUCGUCAGUUUCUGGAAUCGUUGAAAAUCUCUCGCGGCAAGUUGGCCAAGGUUUGGGAAGGUUUGGCGGCAGAGUUGUCCAACAAGCUGAUCGAAUCGCGGGAUAACGUACGCUUCAUAAGCUCGAUCGAACGGUUCUGGGAUCCUCUGUAUCGAUGCGAUCCGCAAGAAGCGACGAGAAGCAUUCCUAGCUUACUGGAAGUCAUCCGUCAGGUUUACAAAUCCUCCAUGUACUACAACACCUCGGACCGCAUAACAGGGCUGCUGACAAAGAUUGCCAACCAAAUCAUCAUCAACUGCCGGCUGUUUCUAACCGAUCGUGGCACGAUUCGCAUCUACAACCAGCCCAAGCAGGUGCUGAUCAGCAAGAUCACCAUCUGUCACAACUUGGACGCAACCUUCCGGGACAGCUAUAGACAGACGGUGCAAAAGAUGGCAGACAGUCCCACCGAAACACCUUGGGAAUGUUCGCAGGUGUUUGUGUUUGGUAAACUGAACCACUUCAAGCUGCGGUUGGCGCGCAUACUGGAAGUCAUGGAGCUGUUUCUAAAGUACGAAAUCAUCGAACAGGUUGCUAUUUCCGGAACGGAGGUGUUUUCUGGACGCAUAAGGGCGGCCUAUGAAACGCUUACCUCGAAGCCGUACGAUCCAUUGAUCUACACCGAGCACCAGUUUGACAAGGAUUACGAAUGCUACCUGAAGGAGGUAGAGCUGGCAGAAUCGGGGCUGCAAAAGUUUCUCAAAAAUCAGCUCGCCAACGAGCGCACGGUCGACAGCAGUUUGUUGAUUUUGCGGCGGUUCGAGAAGCUGCAGCUGGAAUGUUUGUGCAUUGAUCGCCGUUAUCUGGAUGUGGCCAUGAUGCUGGAGACGGAAAUUUUUCAACUGAAAGAUAUUUACAACGAAAACCGAGCGAAUCCCCCGAUACCGUACGGUGUGCCGGAAACUGUCGGGCGCAUAAUGUGGGCCCGUGCGCUGUUUCGUCAGAUGGACACUCCGCUUGCGAAUCUCAAACAUCGAGCGUGCGUGGUGAACCACCGCAAAGCCCAGCUCUGCAUCAAAUACUACAACUAUCUGUGCGAAGUGUUGAUCCACUACGAAUUGCUGCACCACAAAGCGUGGAUGGUGUUUGCGGAGAAGGCCCGCACCAAGCUGUCUACGCCGGUGUACCGGAAGCGUACCUCGGAUAACUGGUUGGAGCUCAACUUCCAUCCAUGGAUCAUGCAAGUGAUCAGGGAAACGGAGGUAGUGCUAAAGCUUGGGUUGAGUGCGCCCGAUUUUACGCUUGUUUUGGUGCAGAACAAAAUGAAAAUUGAUCAAUGCUUUGAAAGGGCGAAGCAUCUGUUGCGACAGAACAACACGCUCCGUUUGGGCAUUCCGCCGAUAUUUUUACCACUGAUGCGCACGAUGUUGGUGAAGCUCGAUAAAGCCUUUCUGCCCGGGUUGUGUGUCAUUACGUGGGAAUCGCUGAACAUUGAAAAGUAUCUAGACGAGGUGGAAAGUACGCUCACGGAGACGGAACAAUUCUACAAGGAGGUGCACGACAUUUGGCAAGCCCGUGUCGAGGAUACGCUGAGUUCGUUCGAGAGUACCGAUCUGCUGACGCUCCCGGCCGAUCCGGUCGAUCCGAACGAGUUCUACGAAAUGAACAUUCGGUACCGCCAGUCGGUGCAGGUGUACCUGGAGAAGAAAUCGCAGGCCAUGGAAGGUGCAGUUAUAGAGCUGAUCAACAAGUUUGCCACGAAAAUUGAAGUUCCCGAGCGUGACGAUCGCGGAAAUCGCAAAUAUCAGCUGCCGCUUGAUCAAAUCACCGAUGAAAAUAGACGCAAAGAAGAGCUGCUGCCGACGGACAAGUUUGAUUGGAUUCGAUUCGACAAGUUGUACAAAACUCUUGCCAAUCCCACGCCCGAGGCACAUCUGGAAGCGCUGUUCCAGGAUUACGGUGCGCUCAACUAUGACGUGACAACGCUACACAUAGACUGCAUGGAGCUGUUUGCGUACUUUAACAAUCGCAUCAUUAACGUGUUCGUGCGUAUGGUGAAAAACUCGCUGGAAAAACUGCGCUCCCGGCUCGAGCUGGUGCGGCUGCAGUUGAACAAGGCAGCCAUUCUGGGCGAAAUUCAUCCGCUCAUAGUUACUGCAAUGAAGCUGCAAACGGACUGUUGCGACAUUGUACCCUCGCUGGAGGAUAUACAGUUCUCCUUUGAGCGAGUCGUGCUGAAUGUGGUGGAGACGUUCUACGCGAUCUCCACCUGGGGCCGGCAGGCGAAAUCUGCGGAGAGAAAAGCAAGACGUCCAAUGCUGGCGGAGCAGCGUGCUGAGAGGGACUGGUUCAAGCUCAUUUCCGAACACAAAGAGGUGACCCGAAUGGUGCACGAAUUUGACGGUGGAAUGUUGCUGCUAAAGCCCGACAUCAGCUACAUUUUGAAGGAGGUGUACGAUCACUACGAAUAUCUUUGGAAGCAGAACUUGUUCGGUCUGGAAAUGGAAGCGAAGCCCGAGCGGUUUGAAAAGAUUAAGGAAGAUCUGGCCUGCGUCACAUACACUAGCCACAUUGGGCCGAUCGUGAUCAAUCUGGAUGCUGUUGUAGAGGUUGUCCUUCGGCGGUUGUUCGCUUUCUACAACAUCCGAAUUGGAGAAAUUGUCGACUUUAUCACCGAGCACGAUGAGACGCUCAAGCGCAAGCUCUCCGAUUUGGACGACAUUCGUAUGGCGAUGGACUGUUUGCAAACGGUGCAGGAUACUUUCUCCUUCAUCGAUGUCGAUCUUACGUUUAUCGAGCAAACCUAUCGCACGUUGGCCGAAUUCGAGCAGCUUGAAAUAACGCAAGAACAGGUGGAUAGCGUUUACGGUAUUCGUGACACUUUCAAAGCAAUGAUCAAGAUGGUGGAGAAGGUCGAGAAUGACAUCAUCGCGCUGCAGGUUCCGUUGCAACGCGAGCUAGGCGCCGGAGUGGCCAAGUUCAACGAAGAAAUUACCGGCUUUGAUCUAGAGUUUGAAACGAACGGCCCUAUGGAGGAGGGCAUUCCGGCGAAGGAGGCUAGCGAUCGGUUGCUCAUGUUUCAGGGACGGUUCGAUGAGCUGUGGCGCAAGUUCGAGAUGUACGCCAAUGGCGAAGCGUUCCUGGGGUUGAAGGUGAACGACUAUCCGGUGCUGCAUAAGCGCAAGAAAGAGUUUAAUCUGCUCAACAAACUCUACUCGCUGUAUCUGCAAGUGAUGAAGAGCAUCGAUCAGUACUACGAAACUCCGUGGCAGGAUGUGGAUAUUGAGAACAUCAACGCAGAGCUGACCGAUUUCCAGAACCGCUGUCGAAAGCUGCCGAAAGCAAUGAAGGAUUGGCCGGCCUACAUUGAGCUGAAGACCAAGAUCGACGACUUCAAUAACAGCUGUCCACUGUUGGAGCUUAUGUGCAAUGAGGCGAUGAAAGACCGGCACUGGGAGAAGCUGGAACAGAUGCUGAACUGUAAGUUCGAUGUAACUUCGCCGACCUUUACGCUGGGUAACAUAAUGGAAGCACCGCUGCUCAAGUUUUCGGACGACAUCGAGGAUACGUGUAUCGGUGCAGUGAAGGAGAACGACAUCGACACCAAGCUGCGCUCGGUAGUGGCGGAAUGGUCUACGGUGAAUCUACAGUUUGCGCCAUUCAAGGCUCGUGGCGAACUGCUCAUCAAGCCGGCAGAAACGGUCGAGAUCAUAUCGUUGCUCGAGGAUAGCAUCAUGAUCGUGAACUCGCUGGCAUCGAACCGGUUCAACGCCCAUUUCAAGAAGGACAUAAUGCUGUGGCUGCACAAGCUGGUGAACACUGGAGAAAUUCUGGAGAAAUGGCUGCAAGUGCAGAACCUGUGGAUAUAUCUAGAGGCCGUGUUUGUAGGAGGAGACAUUUCCAAACAGCUGCCACAGGAUGCGAAACGCUUCGCCGGCAUUGAUAAGAGCUGGGUGCGCAUUAUGUUCCGUGCGCGAGACAAUCCGAACGUUGUGAAUUGCUGUACGGGUGAAGACUUUAUGUCCUACACGCUAACAUCUCUGCUGGAGCAGCUCGAAACGUGUCAGAAGUCACUCACCGGGUAUUUGGAAUCGAAGCGUCUCCUGUUCCCCCGAUUCUUCUUCAUUUCCGAUCCUGUGUUGCUGGAAAUUCUCGGCCAAAGCUCUGACCCAACCUCCAUUCAGGCUCAUUUGUUGAGCAUUUUCGAUGCCGUCGCCAGGGUUGAGUUUGAUGAGAAAACGUUCGGUAAAAUCGUGGCCAUUUGCUCGGACAAUGGUGAGCGCGUUCCGCUUGCUAAUCCCGUGUUCUGUGCCGGUGGGGUGGAGAUUUGGCUCGGCAAUCUGUUGGGGGAGAUGCAGGAUACCAUCCGAACGAUCCUGGCUCAGAUGGCUCACUGUCUCGCAAGUCCGGAUUUCAAUUUCAUUCUCGGCUUCCAAGAGUAUUGCGGCCAGGCAGGUCUCGUCGGUGUACAGCUACUGUGGACGAACGAGGCAGAAAUAGCGCUGAGCAGAUGUCGCACUGACAAAGCGAUCAUGCGUGUGACCAACAACAGGUUCCUCAAUCUGCUAAACAGCCUCAUUGAACUGACGGUGAAGGAUCUAACGAAGCUGGAGCGUAUUCGCUUCGAAACGAUGGUUACCAUACACGUGCACCAGCGUGACAUUUUCGACGAUCUCGUGCGCUUCCGCAUAAGAACAGCGCUGGACUUUGAGUGGCAAAAGCAGGCACGGUUUUAUUACAUCGAUGAAACGGACGACGUAAUCGUGAAGAUAACGGAUGUGGAUUUUAUCUAUCAAAACGAGUAUCUCGGCGUAACGGAACGAUUGGCCAUCACGCCGCUUACUGAUCGAUGUUACAUUACGCUGGCCCAAGCGAUCGGUAUGUCGAUGGGAGGUGCUCCAGCCGGUCCUGCUGGCACGGGCAAAACGGAAACCACAAAGGAUAUGGGCCGUGCAUUAGGGAAGCUGGUGGUGGUCUUCAAUUGUUCGGAUCAGAUGGAUUUCCGAGGUUUGGGCCGCAUUUACAAGGGUCUCGCACAAUCCGGUUCCUGGGGUUGUUUCGAUGAGUUCAAUCGUAUCGAACUUCCCGUGCUGUCCGUGGCAGCGCAACAAAUUCAUAUCGUUCUCAGUGCCCGUAAGGAAAAGAAGACAUCCUUCCUGUUUAGUGACGGUGAUACAGUUUCGCUCAAUCCAGAGUUUGGACUGUUUAUCACCAUGAAUCCGGGAUACGCAGGGCGACAGGAGUUGCCCGAGAAUUUAAAAAUCAUGUUCCGAUCGGUCGCAAUGAUGGUUCCCGAUCGACAGAUUAUCAUGCGCGUCAAGCUGGCCAGCUGCGGUUUCAAGGACAACGUUAUACUGGCGCGAAAAUUUUUCACACUCUACAAACUGUGCGAGGAACAGCUGUCGAAGCAAGUGCACUACGAUUUCGGUUUGCGUAACAUUCUGUCCGUGCUGCGAACGCUCGGUGCCCAAAAGCGUGCCAAUCCGACCGAUACGGAGGAAACGAUCGUUAUGCGUGUCCUGCGAGACAUGAACGUGUCGAAGCUGGUGGACGAGGAUGAGCCGUUGUUCAUUUCGCUGAUUGAGGAUCUGUUCCCAGGCAUCAAGCUUAGCACCUCGAGCUACAAGGAACUGCAAAAGGCCAUUGCAAACAGCACUGAAUCGCUUGGAUUAAUGAACCAUCCCGAAUGGAAUCUGAAAGUAAUUCAACUGUACGAAACUUCCCUUGUGCGACACGGACUGAUGACUCUGGGACCGACCGGUGCAGGAAAGACGCAGUGCAUUCUAACCCUGCUGAAGAGCUUUACCGAGCUCGGUAUGCCGCACAAGGAAAUACGCAUGAAUCCGAAAGCAAUCACUGCUCCCCAGAUGUUUGGACGUUUGGACGUAGCCACGAAUGAUUGGACGGAUGGCAUUUUCUCUACGCUGUGGCGCCGUACACUAAAGGUGAAGAAAACGGACUUUGUAUGGCUGGUGCUCGAUGGACCAGUCGAUGCAGUAUGGAUCGAGAACUUGAAUUCCGUGCUGGAUGAUAACAAAACGCUAACGUUGGCAAACGGCGAUCGUAUUACGAUGGCACCGAACGCAAAGCUGGUCUUUGAGCCGGACAACGUAGAUAACGCAUCACCGGCUACCGUAAGUCGCAUGGGUAUGGUGUUUAUGAGUGCGUCCAUCAUGAAGUGGGAACCGAUUCUCAAUGGAUGGCUCAAAACCAAGCCUCCAGAUGUUAGCGAACUGUUGAGGCGCCUGUUUAUGAAGAUCUACAACGAUCUGCAUGAGUUUGUGCAAACUAAACUGAAGGCCAAAAUGAAGAUACUGGAAGCCAUCUACAUUCGACAGUGUUGUGAUCUACUGGAAGGACUGUUGGCUCCACGGAACGAAGGCGAAACGACGGCCGACUUUACUGAUGCUCACGUGGAGAGGCUAUUUCUGUUCUCGCUCAUGUGGUCUUUGGGUGCCGUGCUUGAGCUGGACGAUCGUGAAACAAUGGGAGAGUUUAUAGCAAAGCAUCCCUCCAGAAUGAAAUGGCCAAAGUUACAACCGGGUGAAACGAUUUUCGAGUACGUCGUAUCAGAGGAGGGCAACUGGCAGCAUUGGAAUGAUCGCGUAGAAGAGUACAUCUACCCUAGCGACAGUGUGCCGGAGUUUGCGAGUAUCUUGGUACCAAACGUCGACAAUGUGCGAACCUCAUUCCUGAUCGAUUUGGUAGCGAGGCAAAGCAAAGCAGUGCUGCUGAUCGGUGAACAGGGUACCGGCAAAACCGUCAUGAUUAAGGGCUACAUGUUGCAGUACGAUCCAGAGUAUCAUCUUUCGAAGAGCUUCAACUUUUCCUCCGCCACCACGCCGAACAUGUUCCAGCGGAUCAUUGAAUCGUACGUGGAGAAGCGCGUGGGCACAACGUAUGGUCCACCUCAGCAGCGCAAGAUGUCCAUCUUCAUCGAUGAUGUUAACAUGCCGAUCGUGAACGAGUGGGGCGAUCAGGUAACGAAUGAGAUUGUGCGCCAGCUGAUGGAGAAUCGGGGCUUCUAUUCGCUAGACAAACCGGGCGAUUUCCUCACCGUGUUGGACAUUCAAAUGCUGGCGGCAAUGAUCCACCCGGGUGGCGGUAGAAACGACAUCCCGCCUCGGUUGAAGCGUCAGUUCUGCAUCUUCAAUUGUGCCAUUCCUAGCAACAAGUCAAUGGACAAAAUAUUCGGCGUGCUUGGCGAAGGGUAUUUCUGUGAGUCGCGGUUCAACGAGGUGCUGGUUCGGUUUAUUCCACGCCUGGUGCCAUUAACACGUAAAAUUUGGCAAGCAACAAAGGUAAAGAUGCUUCCGACACCGGCCAAAUUCCAUUACGUGUUCAAUCUGCGAGAUCUGUCUCGCAUCUGGGAAGGUAUGCUGAAAGUCAAAUCGGAACAGUGUGAAACCAUCCGGACGGCAAUAAAUCUCUGGCGGCACGAAUGUACACGCGUGAUAGCCGAUCGGUUUACAAACUUCGAGGAUCGCAUAUGGUUUGUGGAUUAUUUGCGAACAGCAGCCGAGCAAGAGCUUGGGCCCGACUUUGAACACUAUCAGGAGGAAGAGCAGUUCUUCGUCGACUUUCUGCGAGAUGCUCCCGAACCUACCGGCGAGGAAGGAGAUGAUGUGAGCUUAGAACCACCGAAGCUGUACGAAGAAAUGCCCGGCUUUGAGGAUACUACUGCUCGCGUCAAAAUGUUCCUUGAGCUGUACAACGAACAGGUCCGUGGCGCAACGAUGGAUUUAGUGUUCUUCCGCGAUGCCUUGAUUCAUUUGAUGAUAAUUGCGCGCAUUAUCGGUACUCCGCGUGGAAAUGCACUGCUGGUAGGCGUCGGAGGAUCAGGCAAGCAGAGCUUAACACGGUUGGCGUCCUUCAUUGCCGGGUACAAGUUCUACCAGAUCACGUUGACCAGAGCGUACAACGUGAACAAUCUGAUGGAGGAUCUGAAGUAUCUGUACCGUGUGUCUGGUGUGGAAGGUCAAGGCAUAACGUUUAUAUUCACCGAUAACGACAUCAAGGACGAAGGCUUCCUGGAGUACAUCAACAACGUGCUCAGCUCAGGUGAAAUCGCCAACCUCUUCCCCAAGGAUGAAAUCGAUCAAAUAACAAACGAGCUGAUACCAGUGAUGAAGAAGGUCGAUCCGAAACGCAUCCCGACGCAGGACAACCUGUACGAUUUCUUUAUCUCCAGAGCGCGGGCCAACCUUCACAUUGUGCUGUGUUUCUCGCCUGUGGGAGAAAAGUUCCGCAACCGGUCGCUCAAGUUCCCGGGGCUCAUCUCAGGCUGUACCAUCGAUUGGUUCCAGCGCUGGCCCGAGGAUGCACUCAUUGCCGUAUCAACACAUUUCCUGCGCGACUACAAUAUCGUCUGCACGCCUGACGUUAAGGUGCGUCUGAUCGAAAUCAUGGCAUUCGUGCAGAACCGUGUGGCCGAAGUGUGCAUCGAGUAUUUCGAACGGUUCCGCCGGCAGGCGCACGUGACGCCCAAAUCGUUCCUUUCAUUUCUGGAAGGCUACAAAGUCAUCUAUAGACAGAAGCACGAAAACAUUGCCGUUCUAGCGAGCCGAAUGCAAACCGGUCUGGUGAAGCUGAUUGAGGCAGCUGAAUCCGUUGAUGUACUGCGCUUAGAGCUGGAGGAGAAAGAGAAGGACAUUGUGAUUGCCACCAAAGCGGCGGAGGUGGUAUUAGCGUCCGUGACGGAGUCUCAGUGUGCAGCUGAGCUGGUGAAAGCGGAUGUAUUGGUGGUGAAGAACAAGGCCGACAUACUGGUAGAGCAAAUCCAGGCGGACACGCUAGUGGCGGAGGAUAAACUGGAAGCUGCCCGACCAGCACUGGAGCAGGCUGAAGCAGCCCUAAAGACGGUGACCGGUGCCGAUAUUGCGACGGUACGAAAGCUUGGUAAACCACCGUACCUGAUCACACUGAUUAUGGACGUUGUGUUGAUACUGUUCGGAAGACGAAUAGCUGCCGUCAAACCGGACGAAGAACGCCAGUUUAUGCUGGCAUCUUGGGAGCAAUCACUUAAGGUAAUGGCGGACACAGGCUUCCUUGGCAAAAUUGUACGCUACCAGGCAGAUCUCAUCAAUGCGGAAACGGUCGAUCUCAUGAUGCCGUAUUUCAACUACCAUCUAUACACGUUUGAGGCGGCCAAGGCAGCUUGCGGCAAUGUGGCCGGUCUACUGAAAUGGACUGUUGCGAUGGCGGACUUCUACGACGUAAAUAAGGAUGUGCUGCCCUUGAAGACCAACUUGGUUCGGCAGCAGAAGAAGCUAGACAUAGCCAUGGCCGAGAAGGCAGAAGCGGAGGCACUGUUGAAAGCAAAGGAGGAAGAGUUGGCCGUCGUGCAGCAAAUGUUUGACGAAGCAAUGGCGAAGAAAAAAGCCGUGCUGGAUGAUGCGAAACAAUGCCAGGAUAAAAUGGAUGCAGCUUCGGCGUUGAUUGACGGGUUGGCUGACGAAAGGGUACGGUGGACAGAGCAGUUGGAGCAGUUUAAAGAUGAAACGGAGCGACUUGUUGGAGAUGUGCUCAUCCUAACCGGCUUUCUUUCGUACACUGGUCCCUUCAAUCAAGAGUACCGCACUGUACUUCAGAUGAGCUGGCAGAAUGAACUCAGCAAACGCCGCAUUCCAGUGUCCAGGAGCAUAAAUAUAACAGAAAACCUCACCGAUCCCGCCACUAUAGGAGAGUGGAAUUUGCAAGGAUUGCCGAACGAUGAGCUUUCGAUUCAGAAUGGCAUCAUCGUGACGAAGGCAGCUCGCUAUCCACUGCUGAUAGAUCCCCAGUCACAGGGCAAGAUGUGGAUCAAGAACAAGGAGAACGAUUUUGGUUUGGUGGUGACAUCGCUCAAUCACAAGUACUUCCGAAAUCACAUUGAAGAUUGCGUUUCACUCGGCUACCCGAUGCUGAUCGAGGACAUUGGUGAAGAGCUCGAUCCCGUGCUGGACAACGUUUUGGAGAAGAAUUUCAUCAAAAUGGGCAACACUUACAAGGUGAAGGUGGGUGACAAGGAGGUGGAUGUGAAUGAUUCGUUCCGCAUGUAUAUGACCACGAAGCUACCGAACCCGCUCUACACGCCCGAGGUGUCUGCACGAACGUCCAUCAUUGAUUUCACCGUGACGAUGCGUGGGCUAGAGGAUCAGCUGUUGGGUCGAGUGAUCUUGACGGAGAAGCGCGAACUGGAAUCGGAGCGAACCAACCUGAUCAAAGAUGUGACUGCAAAUCGACGUAAAAUGCAGGAACUGGAGGCAAAUCUGCUACACAAGCUGUCCACCACGCAGGGCAGCUUGGUGGAUGAUGUGACGGUGAUUGGGGUGCUGAAUACGAGCAAAAUCACCUCGAUUGAAGUGCGCGAGAAGCUGAAGAUCGCGCGGGAAACGGAGAUCAAAAUCAACCGAGCUCGCGAAGAAUACCGACCGGUAGCGGCACGAGGUAGUGUGUUGUACUUCCUCAUAUGCAGCAUGACCAUGGUGAACAACAUGUAUCAAACGUCGCUGGUACAGUUCCUGGAACGCUUCGACAUUUCAAUGAACCGUUCCGAUCGGCAUCCGGUGCCGACGAGACGUAUUAACAACAUUAUCGAAUAUCUCACCUAUGACAUCUUCCGAUACGUGUGCCGAGGGUUGUACGAGGUGCACAAGUAUCUGUUCGUUCUUCUGAUGGCUCUGAACAUUGAUUUGGACCGGAAGACGGUAACGCAUGCCGAGUUUCAAACGUUUAUCAAAGGAGGAGCAGCCUUGGAUAUCAACACGUGUCCGGAGAAACCGUACAAAUGGAUUGCCGAUGUAACGUGGCUGAAUUUGGUGCAGCUCUCCAAACUCGAUCAGUUCAGUGCAAUACUCGACAGCAUACGGGGCAAUGAGAAGGGCUGGAAAGCGUGGUUCUCGAAGGAAGCGCCCGAAGAAGAGCCACUGCCACCGGAGGGAGGCUAUCAGUCGAUGGAUGCAUUCCGCCGUUUGCUGAUCAUUCGGGCAUGGUGUCCGGACAGAACGCUGUUCCAGAGCCGUCGCUAUCUGGGCAUGUCGCUUGGCGAACGGUUUGCCGAUCCCGUCAUCAUCAACUACGAUGCGCUGCUGGAGGAAAGCCGGCCUCUGACGCCGUUGGUUUGCUUUCUGUCUAUGGGUUCCGAUCCGACGCCCAGCAUUGAAAGUUUGGCCAAAAAGAAUGCCAUCAAGUGCCGCUCGAUCUCGAUGGGCCAGGGACAGGAGGUGCAUGCACGCAAACUUGUCGGCAGUUCGCUGGAGGAAGGCUCCUGGGUGCUGCUCCAAAACUGCCAUCUCGGGCUGGAGUACAUGAACGAGCUGUUGCUGCAGAUCAUGGAUUUGGACCGGGCGGGUCCUACGGCGUACCAUGAGAACUUCCGCAUUUGGAUGACCACCGAGCCACAUCCCGCGUUUCCGAUUACUUUCCUGCAGAUGUCGCUGAAAUUUACCAACGAACCACCGUCGGGCGUGAAGGCCGGUCUGAAGCGUACUUACGCCUCGAUGUCGCUGGAGAUGUUCGAGUACAGCGAUUCUCUGUUGUACGUGCCACUGAUUUACGGAAUAUCGUUUCUGCAUACGGUGGUACAGGAGCGGCGAAAGUUUGGCCCGUUAGGAUGGAACAUUCCGUAUGAGUUCAACUCGGCGGAUUGGCUGGCGAGCUGCAUGUUUGUGCAGAAUCAUCUGGACGCACUGGACCCUAAGGUGGGUCGGGUAAGCUGGAAAACCAUGCGCUACAUGCUGGGUGAGGUGCAGUACGGAGGACGCGUUACGGACGACUACGACAAGCGGCUGCUCAACACCUUCGCUCGCGUUUGGUUCUCGGAUGCAAUGUUUGAGGAAACGUUCCGCUUUUUCCGCGAGUAUCGCAUUAUGCGUUUCAAGACCAUUGAAGAGUACCUUGAGGCUAUAGAAGGCAUGCCGCUGGUAGAUCCUCCGCAGGUGUAUGGAUUACACUCGAACGCAGACAUUACGUACCAGAGCAAUACGACGAAGGAAAUCUUGGACACGAUCCUGUCCAUCCAACCGAAAGAAUCAUCGGGAGGUGGUGGCGAGACGCGUGAAGUGACCGUAGCGCGGAUGGUACGCGAUAUGCUGGGCAAAGUGCCUCCGCCGUACGAUCCGUACGCGGUAAAGGAACGGUUGCGCAUCAUGGGUCAUCAGGAGUCGAUGAACAUCUUUUUGCGCCAGGAAAUCGAUCGGAUUCAGCGUAUCCUGUUGCUCGUACGCCAGACGCUAGACGAUCUGCUGCUUGCGAUCGACGGUGUGAUCAUCAUGAACGAGCAGCUUCGCGAUGCGCUGGACAACAUCUACGAUGCGCGCGUGCCCACCGUGUGGAAGCGGGGCAGUUGGGCGUCGGCCUCACUUGGCUUCUGGUUUACGGAGUUGAUUGAGCGCAACACACAGUUCAACAACUGGUGUUUCCGCAAGCGGCCCAACAUGUUCUGGAUGACGGGAUUCUUCAAUCCGCAGGGAUUCUUAACCGCCAUGCGACAGGAAGUGGCCCGCGCACACAAGGGCUGGGCCCUGGACAUGAUCACACUGCACAAUGACGUGACGCAGAUGCUGACCGAAGAGUGCAAGGUAACGCCACCGGAAGGGGUGUACGUUUACGGGCUGUACAUCGAUGGAGCCGGCUGGGACAAGCGGUUCAUUCGGCUGCAGGAAGCAACCAACAAGGUCCUGUACUCACCGAUGCCUGUCAUACACGUGUACGCCAUCAAUUCCACUGCACCGAAAGAUCCAAAGCUGUACGAGUGUCCAGUGUACAAGAAAGCUAAUCGAACGGAUUUGAACUACAUCACACCGUUGUGGUUGCAAACGGCCAAACCGCCGGAACAUUGGGUUCUUCGUGGUGUUGCACUUUUGUGUGAUAUCAAGUAAAUUUGAGGCGAGCAAGGAAUUUGUUGGGGGAAGCAAAACAAUUAGAGAAAAUAGUAGUCUAACUCAAAAUUUUGAAGCAUGCUAUCGGGAUGAUGUUUUAAUAAAUAGUAACAAAGCUUUUACGAACAUUGA